AUGAGCGAUCCGGCGGUGUGUUCCUUCCUCACCAAGACUUUGUGCGCCCACGGCGGGCAGCUGGGGCUGUCGGAACUCCAGCAGCAUGUCGGUCUCUCGGCCCGGCAGCUGGAGGAAACGCUGUCGGCGGCUGGCCCUCAGAGCUUCCUGGUGCAGCGGGGCGACGGCGACGGCAGCGCCCGCGUCCUGGCCGUGUCGGCCGUGCGGCUGUGUCCCCGCCAGGAGUGCGGGGGCUGCGAGCGGCUGCACCUCUGCAAGCUCCAUCUCAUGGGCAAGUGCAACUUGGGGCCCAGAGCUUGUAAAUACUCACACGACAUCUUCAGUGCUGAGAACAAAAAAGUGCUGAAGACCCACGGCCUGUCUGGCCUCGAUGAGAAUGAGCUGCGAGUGCUGCUCCUCCAGAAUGAUCCUUUCAUCCUCCCUGAUACCUGCCAGUUUUACAACAGAAAGGAAGGAACCUGCAACCAGCAGAACAACUGCAAAAGGCUUCAUGUUUGUCGACACUUCCUCCACGGGGAGUGUAGAUUUUUAAAGUGCAAGAGGUCCCAUAACCUUUUGAAUGUCCAUGCACUGAGACUCUUGGAAGCUAUUGGCAUUGAUUCAAACACAGUUUCAAACAUCCAGAUUGUGUAUGACCACAAGCAUGUGGAGUUCAACAAGGAACUGCAGAAGGAGAGAGUACCCACCUACAAACCAAGUGCAAAUGUAAUGAAAAACACAGUUACUACAAUAAGCAAAGAUGUGAGGUUACCUUCACAAACAGUGAGGUCCAGAGCACAUGUGCCACCUUCAGGAGGUAACUAUCUAGGUCCCAGCAGCAAUGUACUUGGUCAGAGCCAACAGCAGGUGCCAACAGAAGCCAGAGGUAAACAUGCAGCUUUACCAGAGGUAAACACAGGAGCUGGAGCUAAAGAUGAAGGCACAGGAGCUGGAGCUAAAGAUGAAGGUACAGGAGCUGGAGCUAAAGACAAAGGCACGGGAGCUGGAGCUAAAUAUAAUGGUACAAGAGCUGGAGCUAAAGAUGAAGGCACAGGAGCUGGAGCUAAAGAUGAAGGCACAGGAGCUGGAGCUAAAGAUGAAGGCACAGGAGCUGGAGCUAAAGACAAAGGCACGGGAGCUGGAGCUAAAUAUAAUGGUACAAGAGCUGGAGCUAAAGAUGAAGGCACAGGAGCUGGAGCUAAAGAUGAAGGCACAGGAGCUGGAGCUAAAUAUAAUGGUACAGGAGCUGGAGCUAAAGAUGAAGAUAAAAAAGAUGCUUCCUCUGCUAAAGAUUCAAAGAAUACCAAAGAAGAAAAGUGUGAUGAGAUAUGUGUGUUCUAUGUUUGGAAGUACUGCAAAAAUAAUGAUAAAUGCACAUCUGUUCAUUACCAUUUGCCAUAUCGAUGGCAGGUGUAUAAUGGCAUCACCUGGACUGACCUUUCCAUGAUGGAGGACGUGGAAAGGGCCUAUUGUGACCCAAAAAUCAGCAGCAUGGCAGAUAGGAACAUUAAUUUCCAAACCAUGACCCUGUCUCACUGCUCGCUUCGCCGCCUCUCUACACCAUCAUCAGUCACAAGGCCCUCGUUUCUGCUGACCACAGAGUGGAUUUGGUAUUGGAAGAAUGACCUAGGCCAGUGGAUUGAAUAUGGAGAGCAGGGAGAAGGAGAUAUUGUGAAAUCACCAACUUCAGCUAUUAUUGAGAAUUUGUAUCUAGCAGACCCAGAUGCCACCGUUUCUUUCCAGGUUGGCUUGCAUCGCUACCAGCUCAAUUUUAAAGAGAUGACACAGAAGAACAUCACUUACAAAACUGAAAGACGGGUCUGCAGGCGGCCAAAGUUUGUGUCUUCUGAAGAUGUGCAGAAGAUCAAGAGAGGCCAGAGAGAUUCUUCAAUUUCAAAUCAAACCUGUCCUAGCCACUGGGAUCCAUCUGCUCUGCCUGAAUUUGGAUAUAAGGCAGUGGAGAUCAGUAAUACAAGCUCUGAAUAUCACACAAUAAAGCAGCUCUUCCUUCAAACAAUGAAAAACUACAUAAUCCUUACAAUGCAGAGGAUUCAGAACCCAGCCCUCUGGAAGGUGUUUCAAUGGAAAAAGGAGCAGAUGAAGAGGGAAAAUGGAGGGAAAGAUGUUUCUGAAAAGCUCCUGUUCCAUGGAUGCAAUAAUACCUACAUGAAAUCCAUCUGUCAUUACAACUUUGACUGGAGGCUUUGUGGGAGCAAUGGAACAAACUAUGGGAUGGGAAGUUACUUUGCUAGAGAUGCUUCCUAUUCCCACGAGUACUGCCAGCCUCUGGGGAAAGUCAGAAUCAUGUUCGUGGCUCGUGUGCUGGUUGGAGAUUACACCCGAGGCUCCGCGGCCUACGUUCGCCCCCCGCCAAAGCGUGUUGGCAGCCUUCAGUUUUAUGACAGCUGUGUGGACAACGAAUUCAACCCUUCUGUCUUUGUUGUCUUUGAAAAGCAACAGAUUUACCCAGAGUACAUCAUAACGUAUAAGGCAGAUGAAGAGAGAUGUAGCCUGUCCUAGAGGGAGCAGAGCUGUCUGUAUCCCUCAUCUUACUUUCUCGUGCUUGCCGACUUCUUCUUUUAAGACAAAUCCUUUGGAAUGUUAAUCUGAAGAUACUCUGGAGUGAGGAGGCCUGAAAAAACCAGAUGUUACAGCUAGGUGAGACUGACUGCCUUGUCUGCUUCCUCUCCUAAAUGAUUCACAGGCAGUUGGAUAACUAGAGCAAGAAAAAGAAAACAGUAAUGGGAUGGGAAAUCAAAUGGACAAAUAAUUUUAAGUACCUCUUAGUAAUGGGUAGAGAGGAAAUAAUUCUAAGUACACCUUAGGAAUGAGUAGACAGGAAAUGGUUUUAAGUACACCUUAGCAAUGAGUAGAGAGGAAAAGAUUUUAAGGACAUCUUAGAAAUGGGUAGAGAGGAAAUAAUUUGAAGUACAUCUUAGAAAUGAGUAGAGAGGAUUUCUCUUUGCCAGCAGUUCAGUUAAGAGGAAAAACUUAACAGUCCAGUGGUAUUUAAGCAAGCUGUCAGGUUUGUAGUAGCCAGGUUCUUUGCAAUGUAGAGUAGAGCUGUUCUUGAGCCUCUUGUCUAUCCCUGUUCUCACCAAGUCAGUGUAUGUAAGAAUGAUUUAGUUUUCAGAGUGCUUCUUCUUAAGGAUGCUACAUUUCAAGUUUAAAAUUAAUAAGCAACAAAGAGAAAAGUUUAUUUUAAGCCCAUGUCGUAAGUUGUUCAGCAGAGCAGUUUCAGCUCCACCAUGGCAGCUGCUGUUUGGAUCAGAAAAUCCUUGGAUCAGAUUCUUCUUGCGGAUCUGCAGUAACUUGGUGUGGCAGAGCUCGAGUGAAACCCUGACAGUCACAACAAGCAAGUAGUAAAACGUGGUGGUUUGGCUACCACUAAGGGCCACAAGUCUCUCCAGGCUGUGUCACAAGCCAGGCUUUUGAGUGAAGGUGGCCACCUAUUUUCUCAACGUGAACAUUUGCUUAGCAAAUGCUGGGGGACGGGAGAAACAUCUUCAGAAGCACUGACAGAUUCUGUCCUAUUUGUACACGGUAAUUUUCGUUGUCCUCAGAAACAGUUAUGUUCUCUCCCGGCCAGUGGUAGCAGUGCUGUCCUAAGCUACUUUGUACACGUGUUUUGUUGACCACAUUGAGUUGGGCAGCUUGCUGAGAGCUCAGGGGCAAGUGUGGUUCCUCUGUGUUCUGGGGUUGCUGUGGGGGAUCCUAGCUAGAGCUUCCCUGGGCCUGGGGUUUUGCCAGACUUGCUUAGGAGCUUUGUACAUCACUGACAAAGACAAACAGCCCUUUUUUAUUGCCUCAGAUGAAAAUAUAGAAACUCUAGGAGAGCUUCUACUGAACUAAGUAGGGGCUUUGUAUGUUAAUCGAGCUGAAGACCUUCUGUGCAAAGCUGUCUAGAUUGGAACCAGCUGCCGAGGACAGAGGAGAAGCAAAGUUUUGCUUUCAGAUAAGUUUUUACAGUAAUGGAAUUAACCUCCUUGUUCUUUGUUUCUCUGAUAUGAAUCUGUACUGCUCAAAGCUUGCAAGUUAUCAAGAGGAUGGGGAAAUGCAGAAAAGCAGGAAAUCUUACUAAAAUUACUGUCUUAGAACUAAAGUAAAUCAUACAUCAGUAAUGCUUGAAAAGGGGAAGAUUUUAUCACUUUUUAAGAGCUCUCUCACUUUUGUUUGCAUGUGGAGUUCCUGAAUGGCUGAGUUUUGCCACAGUUGCAA
Messenger RNA from Dryobates pubescens (Downy woodpecker), 4197 nucleotides. Its product is annotated as zinc finger CCCH-type antiviral protein 1-like. The coding region runs from base 1 to 2499 and encodes 832 amino acids. Gene Ontology annotation, molecular function: metal ion binding; NAD+ poly-ADP-ribosyltransferase activity. Lineage: Eukaryota; Metazoa; Chordata; Aves; Piciformes; Picidae. The transcript has 14 exons. The record is from RefSeq and is a predicted model, not a curated record.